AUGGCGCACAAAGACGCCCUUGCCAUCAGCCGUCUUUUGGCAGUGCAGACGCCAGAGAACCUCGACCUCCUGAUCGACAUCGCGGGCGACCCCUCACGCCUCGGCUUCCUCGCCGACCACUUGCGCAGCCUUGCAGGUGACGGUCGAGCACCCGCAUCAGCCCUCGUACCUUUGUCGUCUGGCAGCUCGGCCCGCGCGAUUGCCCUCGCUCCUCAAGAUGGACACGAGCACCAGCCUUUCCGCCAACUCGCCGCAAACUCGGACGGACCCAUCUUCCUGGGAAGGACCGGCAUCUCCGACGAAGACUACGUCAGUCCAGCCUUCUUCCGCACCGUCUGCGGCUCUGUCGACGAGCCAACCUAUCUCAAGAUGGUGUUGAUGAUCCUCAAGACGGACAAGCUGGACAUCAGGAUCGGCAACUCUUGGGCUCGUCGUCUGACGGUCGACAUGGGCGAUGGCGUCAGGACUGGCUUGGUGGCCGAAAAGGGCUCGGUUCUGUACGACUCCAAGGACUCGUACCCGGACGGAACCCUCAUUGCUGCCGAAGACAUCGAGGGAUUCAUCAAGCGUGGUGAGCAGAGUCUCUUCUUCGACAAGCAGGCCAAGGCGCUCCUGUUUCCCGACGAGAUCCGUCCGCCCUGGCAGGUUGUGCAGGCCUGGCACAGUCUCAUCGACCGGAAGCGCAAGCGCGCCAAGUUGAUGAUGGUCCCCGCACGUCAUGUUGAUGCUUGA
Molecule: messenger RNA, 732 nt
Organism: Kalmanozyma brasiliensis GHG001
Lineage: Eukaryota; Fungi; Basidiomycota; Ustilaginomycetes; Ustilaginales
Exons: 2
Coding region: 1-732 (243 amino acids)
Source: RefSeq, a predicted model, not a curated record